AGCUAAUCAGGUGCUGGUGUGAGUGUGGUCAGGGGCUUGUGGGGUACCAGCAGCACCUGCUGUGGGUGGGCUUGACCUCAGCAUCGAAGAGUAUUUUAUUCUUGAACAGCACUGGCCACAUUCUCUCCUUGAGUAUGUGGUUUCAGGAAAUGGAAUUGUCUUGAAACUUUGCAUGGAAAAUGCUUAGUGUGCUCUCUGGCUUUCAGAAUUGGAAAAAGAGUUAGGGCUGCCUAUCAUGUGGUGUGAAUGUGCCUCAUUCUUCUGCUUUGGAUAAAGAUAUGGAAGCUGUCUUCAAACAGUGUGGAUCAGAGAGGCUGUCUUUUUGGAGAAAUGUGUGAUACUUUGUCUAGAAAUUAUUUAAUUUCUCUUUGCCCAAAACUACUGCUGUCAAUGAAAUAAUUCAGUGUUCUUGACUACACUGAACUACUAUAAGUACUAAUGCAGUAAGGAUGAUAAGUUUGGCUUCUGUGGAAAUACUGGGAAGCAUACUGGGGCCACUGAAGAAGUUUGGAAGGAGUGGUCAGGAGAGCAGCAGUCAUGUUAAGUCUGGUUAGCUUGUGAAAGGAAUGGUGUGUGUGGUCCCUGAGAAACAAGUGCUGGCUGCCUGACUUGGGUGGUCUCUACCAGUUCUGUGUCCCUAAGCUGUGUUUUGGCCUAUCUCAGACUGCCUCAGAGGGUUACUUAGCUUGGGUCAGACCACCCCAGUCUGCUCUUUUUUUCACCAAAGAUCAGUCUCUAUCCUUGCUGUGGCUCACAUGAUGAGCUUAGAUUAAACACCUAGUUCUUGAUAGCAGCCACCUGCCUUGCACGCCUGGACAGGUAAAAAGCUGCAUUCUUCUCCUUCUUGGAUGAUUACCUUGGAAGACACGGUUCAGGCCUGUGACUGGCAGAGCAGUACUGAGCAGGAGAGAACACUGGUUGCUUUAAGCUUGUGCUCUACUGUCUGUGUUUAACAGAAUCCAGGAGCCAUGUGUUUCUAAUUGUAUCUGGUAAUUCAAAGAUCAAUGACAUGCGUUGGAAGGACCUUCACUGUUGCACUCAAAACUGUAUGGCUUCUUAGGUGAGUGAAGCUUAUUUCUUCACCUGCUAAGUAAUACUACUUCACCAGCCAGUGCAUGGAGCUUCGCUGGCUGGAGAAGUAAUAUUACUUGGUAGGUUUCUGCUGAAGGAGAGGAAAUAAACUCAGUGCGGAUUCUGUUUCUGCGUAUGGGUCUAUAUAGCUCUGGAUGCUAGAGUCAGGUAAUUGCUUGAGCACGGGGUGAACUGCCUGAACUCCAGGCAUUCUUCAGUGAGCAGAAUGGGUGGCAGCACUGCAGACAUAGUCUCAAGUCUCGCCAGUACCUGUAUGCUAGUUGGGAUUGUGUUGCUUCACUGUGUUUCUCGGUUGCUGGUUGUGCCUCAUCAUGGAAACACAGAUGUGGACAGACAGAGAGGUAGGAGCAUUAGCCUGACUUGGGCCAUGGCUCUAUAUCAGGAAGCAGAAACAUGGCAGACUGGCUGAGGAAACUACAGCAAAUGCACUUUUUGUUGUGCCCUUACCAAUGUGAGUCGGAGGAAGGAUAUGGCGCAGGCUGGCAGCCAGCAGACCUGACCUGCUUGAGUACUGGCAGCCCUGCACACUCUGAGGUGGACCCAACUAGAAAGCUACUGAGCAGGGCUAGUCAGUCUACUCUGUGCAAUGAUUUGCCCUCAUGGGUGCUGCACGCAGACAUUUUGCCAGGCUACUGGUCGGAGCCCAGGGGGAGCUGACAGGCGGUGUAUUUGCAGAAGAAAGCUGCCAGUGCUGUUGGGAAGCAAGGGAGCAUUUGGUGCCAUGUCUGGGCUUGCUGUCAGCAUCGAGCUGCAUGUGCUCCAUGAGUACAUAUCCUGGCCUCGAAGUGCUUAGUCCUGUGAAUAAGCCCAUUGCUCCACACUGCAAGGUCCUUCAGGUACCUGUCCCCGUGCAAGUUCUGCAUCCAGUGGUCCCGUGUUUGAAGACCUGGCUGGGGGUAAAGGUGCCUGGUCUGAAGCUGUACUGGCUGAGAAGAGGCCGUUUCGCACCUCUCCUAGCCUGGCUUUCCCCAUCAGACCCUUCACUUUGCUAGCUUGUGCUUCAGGUCCUCAGGAGCGGCCCUGAGCACUGUUGCUGUAGAGUAGUUGCAAUGGCAUAGGAAAGGGGAAAGUUGCUUUCCUGUUUGCUAAUCAGGGCUGUGCAGGCAGGGAUUGAGGAAGGAUGGCUCUGCCCUGGCUCAGGAUGUUUUGGAAACAAUGCCUAUUUAUAGGAGAGGGCAGGGGGCCCUCCCUGCCUGGAGCAGCCUGGCUGUGCGGGAAGAGGGUCUUGCAGUGGGGUGCAGUAGCACUGCAGUACCCUGGGCAAGGGGGUCGGGGAGAGUGGGGUAGGUGUGGUUUGCUGUUUUGUGUGUUCUCUGUCAUUCUCAAACUUGUUCUGCUCUAUCCCUGCCCCUCUGUUAGGGGAUCAGCAGCUCUCUUCUGUCCCCUGCCUGCACCUUGCUACUGGCAGGAGUGGGGAGGGGGUGCUGUGCUGCGCUGGAGCUGGCGCUGGAGCUGCAGUGCCAUCUGCACAGUAGUAGCUUCACCUCGCUUCUUUGGGGACGUGCUGGGUUGUGGUCAGGAGUGGUGUGGCUAUGAAAGUGUUGAGGACAGGGCGGAACGCUGAUGAAGGACAAAAGGGCUGAUGGAGCAAAUAUCAGUUGCAACAUCAGCAAGUUCAGUUGCUUACCCAGAUUGUCCAAGUUUAGCCCAUUCACUGCUGAGUGGGAGAGUUACCAGCAGCUGUCUGGGACAAUGUGAUAAGCAGUGCCAGACUGCAAGAACCCACGCUGUUCUCUCUGGAGACAGGCAGCAGUGAGCUUCUUGCCACAGCGAGCAAUGCUGCUUUGGUAGAGAGUGUGAAAGUGCAACAGAAAGCCGAGGCUUGGUGCCAUGUGUGCCCAAGCCAUCACUGGGUUGCUUGGGGAGCCCUGGGCUGUCCUAUGUCAAUGAGCUUUCUCACUAACUAUAUCAAGUAGGUCUGACAAGGCCAGUGCUUUUCUAUUAAUUGCACCGCAUAUGCCUCUGCCAAGCAGAUCAGCAAUGCCAGGGAUAGAGCCAGGGUAGCGCUGGAGCCCUGGAAUUGGAGGUGUGGUAUCAACGGUGGGAAGGAUGCGGGCCUCUGCUGCGGUAGGGGCUCUCCACACCCAGCCUGGUGUGUGGAGAGCAUGAACCCUUGUCAGGCAGGUUUAAGCUCCUGUCUUCCAGCUUGGUUUGCUUCCCAUCCUUGGUUCUGCAAAUUCUUACAGGCUCUGGUGAGUCAAUGAAGACUGGGUGUCGUAAUAGCAGCUUUGGAGGACACGUACCCAGUUUUUGGCAGUAAGAGCUAGCUGGAUCUGUCAGGUGGAGCCUGAGUACAGGCUUUGUUUGACUUAUGACCUGUGUUCCCACCUGGAGCAAGUCUGGCUUGCUUUCUGCAGAGGUCCUCUGUUUUUGCUGUAUGUUUGGAAUGGGGGCUGCUUGCUGCUCUUGUUCUGCCUUUUGCAGGGAGACUUCUUAGUGCCAGGGGAAUGUUACUGAAGCCAGUGUGGCCAGGCUUGCUGCAUGGCGACCUGGCCUGAACCCAAGCUUUGCUGAGUGCUUGUCUCCUAAUACAAAUGGAGAACAUUAAAUAGACCUGGAGGGUUGGAGCUUCUGAAAUAUGGUAACUGCCUGGAGAACGGGAGGAACAGAGCAUAUUAGAGCCUGUGGGCUGCUGUCUACUGUCCAAGAUGAGUUUUCUACCAUGCUGGCAUAUCUGAAAAUGUAAGCUUUGUAAGCUACAAGUAGAGCCAAAGGGCUCCGAGGCCAGGGACUCUGCAUAUGUAAUGUCUCUGCUGAGGUCAUACAGGACCUGUAGGUGCUGGGUCUUUAGCAUUCCUUCUCCUCUGCUAAUCUAAACACAGGGCUAUUUUCCUCUUGAGCAUGAGAACUCACCAGUUUCCUCAGCCUUUUGGCCUCUGUUGUAUGCCUUUUAAAACUUCCCUGGCUGCAAGCCACAGGCUGGGCACCACUGCCCUCCAGUCUCACUGAUGGCAAAUUCAGGCCAGGUGUUGACAAGCAGAACAUCAGACAGGUUUUUACUUGUGUUGUGCAGCAGGAGAACACUUCUGGGAGGAGGAGUGCAGUUGGGCUCUUCUUCAGUCAUCACAACUGUCCAAGUCCUCUUGUGUGAAGCAGCAACCGUCCUGCUGCUGCUGACUCUCUGGAGAAGAUGAUGUGGUUCCCUUUCUAUAGAGCUGAUGUGGUAUCUUGUAUCUUGCUGUGUCUCUGCUGUGUUGAGAGCUCUGGUAGAAACAUCGUGCUGCAGUGGUUUAGCUAUGUGCUGCCUGAGGUGCUCUGAGCAGUACAGAGCAUCAGGAGAAACUGAGCACUCCUGCCUGACCUGCAUCGGUACAAGCAAACUGCAGAGGGGCUGGCUGAGAGCUCUGUUGCAGACAGACUGUGCUACUGUGUUCCUGUGCCAUUAAAUAAUUUCCUUGAGUUUGGACCCUUGGGAUCCCCGGCUGUGUUUUGUUCCUGUUGUGGUGUUUUGUUUGUUUUUUAAGCCGGUGAGACCCCUAUUUCCUUUGGUUAACCCUCCCAGAUGUGUGCUACAGAAACAGGCUUCAUGGGGAGCAUGCUCUGGAAGCCAGUCUUGAACAUGUGAUUUGGGGAGGAAUGUUCUUCAGCAAUUGCCAGAGAGCAGCUGGGAGUACCCGGUGGUGUGUAUGGCUGGAGUGCAGCUGAUGGUUCUUUUCUUUUUGUCCACAGGUUGUGCUAGCAGGCAGUCCUUGCAGAGCUGACACCCAGGGGGUCGUGGCCACUACUGGGUGCUUUGGAGUCUCAUGCCAGCUUGAUGCGUGCAGAACACGGGUGGACCUGGACAAGGCUGGAGAUGGGGUGUUUGUAAGCACAUUGGCACUUGCCAUGCACCCAACAGGGUCAGUGGACAGUAGCUUCUCCCGCUCUGCUGUGCAGACCCUCUCCCGGAGCCACUGCCGCAACAUCAAACAGAAGAUCUCCCAAUGGGAGGGGAGGACACGAGGGUGCUCCGGCAAGGAGAAACAGCAGUUGAAGGACUUCGGAGUAAAGUAUGAUACCAGCUGCGAUGCUGUACCCAAAGCGAAGCCAGAACAUACAGAGAAGGGCAGAAAGACUGGGUCCAAAGAUCCAAAGAGCCUGGGUUUGGACUUCAGGGAAGAUGCACAGAGCUGCUUGCAGACUGGUGACUGUGGUGACCUCAAGCCCUGUGCGUGCAGCCUAGCUUCCCAAGGCAAGGAGAAAGGAGAGUGGCAAGCAGGCUUCCUGGACCCAGGGGCGACACUGCCCCCAGGGAACUUCUAUACCUCACAAACUCUGUGGAGGAGAGUAGAUCCCAUUCUGUCUGGCAGAGCCCCACCAUUUCCCUUGGCCCUUCAGAGGAAGCAAGGGAGCUGUGGCUCCACGGAAAGAGAACUUAAAGGAGUGGACUCUCUCUGCCGGGCAGAGAGGAGCUUGAAAAACAUUUACUCUGAGGCUGAGGGGCAAGAGGAGCCAGCUGCUGUCCCACCACCCAAGCCCCGUAGGACUUUCCGCUAUCUUGCAGAAAAGGGUGCUAGUAGCUGUAGUGAUGUCAGUGCUACCAGGGAAGCUUCCCUGCAAAAGCAGCAUGAAGGAAAUUUGGUGUCAUCCUCCAACAAGCCUGAGAAGAGAAUAGCCAGCAGGAGGAUCAGAGGGAGAACCCAGAGGAAAUCUUUUGAGUUUGAGGACAUCCAGGGCUUCCGCAACCGGAUGGCAACCACCAACUCCCACAGACUUCGAGAAGAGACAAAUGGCACUACAGGAUCCCGGCUAGUCUACACACAGUCAGAAGACAACAUCUACGAGGACAUUAUCUGUCCUGCAAAAGAGAACCCCUAUGAAGAUAUUGGAGCACUGCCCUUACCCCUGUGGAAGGUCCCAUCUGUCUGGAAGCUACCACCCCCCCGGAGCAUCAGUAGGGCUCCCAAGCCUCCCCCAAAACCUCCCUUCCUCAGUCGCAAGACUCUUGAGCUAAAGGCCUCCCAGACAAGUUUCCAAGGGAAAAUGGUGAAGGACACAACCCUGCCUGUCACACUGACCGAGUGGAAGCUGUUCCGAGCAGUAGAGGCUGCUAGCAGGAAAAAGAACUUGCCCUGGCUGGUACUAAAAAUACAGGAGAUCUUUGAUUCUAAGCGUGGAAAGAAGAGGGUGAAGUUGUGCAGUCCUGCUGGGAGAGAAGUGCCUCCAAUGAAAGGUGAAACCAGUGGGAAUGAAAGUGAUACGGAAAAUCAGCCAAAAAGUCGACACAGGUGCCUGCUGCAGGUGCAGUCAGCCUCCAACAGGAACCCGCACUACCAGACUUUGGAGAGGGAUUUGAUAGAGCUUCAGGAGCAGCGGCUAUUUGAGCUGUUUGUGGUGGUGUCUCUGCAUAAGAAAGCAUCUGAGAUGACAUACGCACCACAGAUCCUACAGCAGUUUCCCAUCAAGCCUGAACAUCCCUUCAGACAGUCAAAGGAUGCUGAAGAGAGGCUAAAGGUCAUUCCCAAAUUCUGCUUUCCAGAUCCCAAAGACUGGUGUCCUGCAUCAGACCUUAAAAGUGAAACAUUUUCUUUUGUCUUGACGGGUGAGGAUGGCAGCCGCUGGUUUGGGUACUGCAAGAAGCUCCUGCCAGAAGGGAAAGGGAAGCGCCUUCCUGAGGUAUACUGCAUCGUUAGCCGCCUGGGCUGCUUCAACCUCUUCUCCAAGAUUUUGGAUGAAGUGGAGAAGAGGCGAGAGAUGUCCCCAGCCCUAGUACACCCAUUUAUGCGCAGUGUAAUGGAGGCACCUUUCCCUGCUCCUGGACGCACGAUUACUGUGAGGAGUUUCCUGCCAGGAGCAGGACAUGAGGUGAUGGAACUCUGCCGUCCAUUGGAUUCUCGACUUGAACACGUUGACUUUGAAUGCCUGUUUAAGUGUCUAAGUGUCUCUCACACGAUUCGGGUCUUUGCCUCUCUCCUGCUGGAAAGGAGGGUGAUCUUUGUUGCUGACAACUUAAGCACUCUGUCUAAAUGUGGCCAUGCUGCAGUUGCAACGCUUUAUCCCUUCACUUGGCAACACACCUACAUACCAGUCCUACCAACUUCUAUGAUUGAUAUUGUGUGCUCUCCGACCCCGUUCUUAAUUGGCAUUCUCUCCUGCUCGUUACCACAGCUCCAGGACCUGCCCAUAGAAGAGGUUCUGAUUGUUGAUCUUUGUGCUGACAAGUUCUUGCAAGAGGUAUCAGAUGAAGAUGAGAUCCUGCCUCAUAAACUCCAGGCUGCGCUUGUACAAAUCUUGGAAGAACGAAGUGAAAUCCUGUCACAUGAGCAGAGUGAUGCACAAGAUGACGUGCCUCUUAACUCCCUGGUCUCUGAAGCAUUUGUGCAGUUCUUUGUGGAGAUUGUUGGACACUACUCCCUGUACAUGAAUGUCACAGAAAAAGGGGAGCGGGUGUUUCAGCGGGAACUGUUCCGUAAAUCUCACGUGUCACGCAAUGUGCGUCAUUUCUUGCACUUCUUCAUGGAAACACAGAUGUUUGCAGGGUUCAUACAGGAUCGAGAGCUAAGUAAGAACGCGGUCAAAGGCCUUUUUGAGGUCCGUGCCUUGGAGUAUUUGGAGAGUAUUCCAGAGACGGAACCAAGUGGAAUGAACAAAAUCCUUCGGAGUCUUGGAAGUAAAAUGAAAUUUCUUCAGAAGAAAUGAACGUGCGCUGCUGCGGGCCAGCGAAGCGGCGGCAGGCUGGGGCGGGGGGCGUGCCGGGCCCCCUGCCCCACGGCCGGAGCCGGACUCCUCCCUGCCUCCAGGAGGGCUGGGGCUGACCGGGGGCGCGGGGCCCCCCCCCCGUGCCGGUGCAGCCGCUAAUAACCGACCAGCCCGUGGCUCUAAUGACCACCCCGUGGCUCCAAUAACCAGCCCAUGGCUCAAA
Molecule: messenger RNA, 7933 nt
Organism: Harpia harpyja (harpy eagle)
Lineage: Eukaryota; Metazoa; Chordata; Aves; Accipitriformes; Accipitridae
Gene: DENND2C
Product: DENN domain containing 2C
Exons: 19
Coding region: 4918-7710 (930 amino acids)
Source: RefSeq, a predicted model, not a curated record